AUGUUCGACAGAUGCGUCACCCAAAUUGGAAAGGCUUACAAGCCAGGCGAAAAUAUUACUAUAGAUGAAGGAAUUUGCCCUUUUCGUGGUAGACUAAGUUUUAGAGUGUGUAUGAAAAAUAAGCCUAAUAAAUAUGGCGUAAAAUAUUUUAUGCUAUGUGAAAGUGGGUACGUCCUGAACUGUGAAAUUUAUUCUGGGAAACAGUCUAAUGCCGAUAACAACAUUUUACACAUUGUAGACAGAUUGUGUCAUUCUUUUCAUAAUAAAGGUCUUACAUUAUACAUGGACCGAUUUUACACCAGCCCUGAUUUACUUGAUUAUUUGUGGGAGAAAAGAACUAAGGCAGUUGGUACAGUGCAGAAAAAUAGAAAAGGACUACUAAGGGAUCUUAUUGGCCAGAAAUGGAAAAUAAAUGAACUUUCGUUUUGCAGACGAGAUCACUUACUGUUUGUAAAAUGGAAGGAAAACAGGGACAUUUUUCUUUAG
Schistocerca americana (American grasshopper) is the source of this 486-nucleotide messenger RNA. RefSeq names its product piggyBac transposable element-derived protein 4-like. The record is from RefSeq and is a predicted model, not a curated record. The coding region runs from base 1 to 486 and encodes 161 amino acids. Lineage: Eukaryota; Metazoa; Arthropoda; Insecta; Orthoptera; Acrididae. The transcript has a single exon.